Messenger RNA from Neoarius graeffei (lesser salmon catfish), 3586 nucleotides. RefSeq names its product FAST kinase domains 3 (gene fastkd3). Gene Ontology annotation, cellular component: mitochondrial matrix; ribonucleoprotein granule. Bases 585 to 2573 code for a protein of 662 amino acids. Gene Ontology annotation, molecular function: RNA binding. The transcript is spliced from 7 exons. The record is from RefSeq and is a predicted model, not a curated record. Gene Ontology annotation, biological process: regulation of mitochondrial mRNA stability; mitochondrial RNA processing. Lineage: Eukaryota; Metazoa; Chordata; Actinopteri; Siluriformes; Ariidae.
UCCAGGUAGCACGUUGACUCGCAGAGCUACAACGGCUGCUAAUCGUUCCGGUAAAGUACAUUUUCAGAGUGUCGGAUCAGUGUAAAUGUAGCUGAGAUGUAUUUUGGGUGUCUCGUUUGUAACUGCUGUAGCUUCCGCGUCCACCAGCCUCGAGUCAGUUCGGUGGCACAGGGGCGGAUGAACCUGCUGCACUGUGACCGGAGGAGCGCUUUCACUUUCCACAGCGGCUCGGCUCCAUUACAGAUCAUAUGACACAUUGUUUUUGUGCCUGUCAGUUUGCAGAAUAUCAGUCCACCUCCUGUCUUGUCUUGACAAAACUGUAAUGGGACUUUUAACCAACAAAAGUAGUCCAGGGACUUCAUAGCGCCCCAUAAUUGAAACAAAACUCUUCAGAACAGGGGUUUUCAAAGUGUGUCUGUGAAGGUUCUCAGUCAUCCAGGUCAUGGUAAACUGUGGGUGGUAAAAGAGAGCAACUGGACUUGCUUGAAGAUUCGUGAAGAUGUUUCACCUCUCAUCCGAAAGGCUUCUUCAGUUCUGUCUGACUAAUAGGGAGCAUCAGGUGAAGGAUGUCAUAACACACUUUCAUGGCUCUGAAAGUGGUGCGGAGGCUGCACAUGCUGAGGCAAGUGACUCUUUCCCAUCUGCACUCUCCCACUACUCUGAAUGUGUGUGCCAGACAACAUGUGUGGGCUCCUGGUAUUCUCACCUUGUUUCAAGGCUGCUGUCAUUCUCUCUCUGGGAAAGAGGGAAACGUGAGAAAAAGGCAAUUGUGCAUCACGACCCGUGAGCCUCUCUUUCUCGUAGCCGGAUCUAUCCGUCUUCCCCGUGACCCCUCUACAGGAGGAGCUCUCAAAUCUCUGUUGCAUGGCCUGAGCUCUGAUGAGGAACGUGCCUUUAAAGAGCGCCUUUACUCCUACAUGACUUCUCAGCAAGUGCUGCACCUUGUGCACUCCACGCGACAUCUCUCAAAUGCAGGUGCUGUUGCUGUUCUCCACCGACUGGCUGAUCUGGAACAGGACGGAGCCAGAGGACUUAGGGAGCCAGAGGUGCUGCUGUCUGAUCCGACUUUAAACAAGAUGUGUCUGAGAUUACAAGAAGCUGCUGGUGAGCUAGAAGAUGAGUUGGUGGUAAGAGCUCUGCUGGGCUGUACGCGCCUCUAUCUAGACCCACAGAGUUGCUUGGUGAUGAGAUUGAUGUCCGAGAGCCAGGUACGGCUAAACGCAGGCCGCUUGAGCAUUGAGAUUCUGUGCGAGUUAGUGCAAGCGCUUUUCACAGUAGACGGGCCUGACUGUGGUAACCUAGAGGAGGCUAUGCGGCAGAUCCAGAACAAAGAUCCAGCUCAUUGGAGUCCAAGUGAGCUGGUCUCUGUCUAUAAAAUGCUAGCUGCAGGGUUGGGUGAGGGUGGACGUUACCAGGAAUUGCUGAAUGAAAUGAACACUCGAGCCCUCAGACUUGCCUCAAGAAUGGAUCCUGUAACAGUCAGCGAAACAUUAGGAGCUCUUAUGAUGCUGGGCCAAACACAGGCACUCCCACUGGUGAUUGCUUUGUGCAAACAGGCUGUGCGUCAUGUGCCAAACUUUGCAGAUACAGAACUGUCGACUGUAUUGUCUGCGCUUAUGCACUAUGGACACAGUGAUCACUUUCUCAUUGAAGCUCUGGAACGCCACGUACCCAAAAUAGCCUUUACGGCUCAUCCUGAGACAGUAACAAGAGUAAUGCAAUAUUUUGGGCGCCGCCGAAUUUUUUCUCCUCCUGUUUUUGACGCGGUGGCUGAAAGCUUUGUGUACAGAGCAGAUGAGUACACCACGGAACAGGUAUCUCAGCAGAUAGUGGCACUGGGAGUAGUGGGAUAUGUACCUCAGGAGGCUGGUCAACUUUUCCGGAAGGUGGAGUCUGUCCUGAAUGCACGUUUUUCGCACUUCCAGCCUCGAUCUCUGCUUGAGUUGCUACAUGCUUGUACUCUUCUACAGAGAUUUCCACUCAACUUUGUCUCAAAGGUCUUCAGCCCAUUCUUCCUACAGCAACUUCAGGAGGGCAGUGUAAUGGAUCAGGGGGUACUGGCUCAGCUUACACAGCUCUACAUGACAAUGAAACUGGAAUGUCCGUUCUAUCGGGGUCCACAGUUUUUACCCAAGCUGCGAGUAAAGUCAUUUCUGUUUCCUGGAUGUUCUUUGGAGAGUCCGGUGGAUCCUCAUCUCUAUAAUGGGGUGAAGAAUGGAUUAGUGAAUUUGCUGGGGGCUCGAACUUACUUUGCCUCCAGGGUCUUUACACCAUACUGUUACACACUUGAUGUGGAGAUAAAACUAGAUGAAGAUGGCUGUGUCUUACCUGCCAGUCAUGUUGAGGAAGUAUAUAAAAGAAUUGCUGUUUGUAUUGACGGGCCCAAGCGCUUUGCUGCUAAUGCCAGACACCUUCUGGGAAAGGAGGCCAUCAAGCAGCGACAUCUAAAGAUUCUGGGAUAUGAAGUUGUUCGGAUUCCCUAUUACGAGUUUGAAAACCUGAAGGACAAGGUAAACACAGUCGAGUACCUGCACAAGAAGAUUUUCCCUCACACAUACCGACUCAGCUGGUGAUCACUUGUUUUCUACGUGCAGCAGGUUUCACAUCAGCGUCACUCCCUCUAAUAUAUGCAGCAUUCUGUGAUACUACUCACAAAAUAGCCUCUGUUCACUAUCUUCUAAAUGUAUUUGACAGAGAAACAGAUAGGCCAGCAUUACACAUUGAGGAACAUAAUGCCUUAUACUGCUGUUCAUUUUUAAAUGAUGCCCUAGUUUAUAGUCUCAUGUAUUUUUUUUUAACUUGAAUGACAAGUACUGUAUAAAAUUAUUUGUUCAAAUAAAGGAAAACGACCAAUGCUUUUAAAAAUGUCAUUUAUCAAAUUGGGAAUGUUAAUUUCACACAGACUUGUGGAAUUAUUUGCUUCAAUGACAUUUAAUUCCUUUAAAAGAACAGUAAAUGGCCCGUUUCAGGUAAUCAAAUAUGCAUUGGCUGGUCAUCCUCAGAUUGUACAGCUCUGUUCAUGAUGAAGAAAACGCAGCACCUUUUCAAGGCAAUCCAAGCUUGUACCCACAUUGUCAAAUAUAGAAUAAUUUAUUUGUUGAAAGAUGGCAACCCAUUGUUGCUGUACAAAGUCAAUGAGGUACUUUCUUAGAAACAAAAUACAAAGAACUGUAUAUGAUAAUUAAAGGUAAAUCAAGUUAUUGUAACUACAGACCUUAAUGAUUAUUCCUGACAUUUAGUUAGUGACUACAUUCCUUAUGAAACAAGAAAAUAAGCAGGGUGAUAGAUAAAGAUUGGCUGUGUUUGCAAUUAUGAAUACUUCGUCUUUAACCCCAGAGCACUUGAUCUUAUAUGAAUGUUUCUUAAAAAAAUUGUAAAUGCAAGAAUCAGAGUCUUUUUACAUGUCCGAUGCAUAAGUUUAAGGGAGAUAAGAGGUUCUUCGUUUUGUUUUUUAUGAUGCUGGAAUCUGAGGAAGUCCAAAUUCAUCAACCAGAACACCAUCCUGUGUCAGGGGAAAAAUGAAUACAUGUCAAAUUGAUUCAACUGAUUUUCUUGGCAAGGUAAAUUAAAAGUAAUGAACAUCAAA